This is a messenger RNA of Morone saxatilis (striped sea-bass), 3764 nucleotides long. RefSeq names its product delta/notch-like EGF repeat containing (gene dner). Lineage: Eukaryota; Metazoa; Chordata; Actinopteri; Moronidae. Gene Ontology annotation, biological process: Notch signaling pathway. Gene Ontology annotation, molecular function: Notch binding; calcium ion binding. The transcript has 13 exons. Bases 134 to 2458 code for a protein of 774 amino acids. The record is from RefSeq and is a predicted model, not a curated record.
CACACACACACCUCUCAGUUGUUGCUGAGCCCAGCCAGAACGAACAGCAGCAGCUUGAGCUCUGAGGAAAGAAGAAAAAGACUCGCACACACACACAACAAAGAAGAAGAAGAAAAGAAACCAGAGUAAGAGGAUGAGGUUGAGUGUGUGCAGUGUGCCAGCGGUUCCCUGCUGCCGUCCCACACAGAUUGCAAGGAUCUUCACGCCCCCCCUGCUUCUCCUCCUCUUGGUCCUGAGCAGCAGCAGCGGCAGCAGCAUCGGGGCCGUCCCCUCUCCCUUCCAGCUGGCCCCUGACACGCCGGCCCCAGCUGAGCCCACCCCGACCCAGGCCACACCUCGUCCGGACCCCUGCGAGGGCCGGCCCUGCCUCAACGGGGGCUUCUGCCUGGCUCUUCCGUCCGCCGGCAGGCCAGAGGACACCUGGGAGUACACCUGUACGUGCAGCCAAGGCUUCACCGGACGCAACUGUGAGUUUUUCACAGACCCGUGUGCCAGCAGCCCCUGUCUCCAUGGAAACUGCAGCCGGAGCGAUGGUGGGGAGGAAGGGGAGCCGGCCUACACCUGUGAGUGCACUGAAGGCUACGAGGGGGAGAGGUGUGAUCAGAUCCUAUUGGACCUGCCGGCUGCCGACUGGGACCCCGCCACCCCCUCCGCUCCUGAGCUGGCUACCCCCGUCGCCUCCACCACCACGGCUGCCACUCAGCCGCCACAGCCAACCACCAUCCCCUCCACCACAACACCAGCCUCUCCCACCCUGCAGCCAUGGCAACCCAAACCUGGGCAGAGGCUGUUGGUGGUGCCGUGGGAGGCAGACAGGGUGACGGAGGGUCUGCACUGUGUGAGUCCUGAGCUGUGUGAGUUGACAUCAGGAACUCUGACUCUAUCUCUGGAGGUGCCUGAAGAGACGGCUGUAAAGGUGGUGGUAAAUGCCAGUGGAGCUCCAGUGCUGUGGCGUGUGAACGAAGAGGGUUUCCUGCGUUCAUCCAUUUUGAAUGGGACUACGAUGUGGUUCCUGCAGGCCCAUGAUGGACUGGUGGUGCCAGACCACUCACUGCCCCUGGGACAGAACUACUUCCUCAGUGUGUUGCGUGUGGGCGCCCCCACAGCCCCGGAGGUCACCCUGCGUCUCAACCUGACGGUGAAGGCCAGCAGCUGUGUGGAGCCUGGCAGCAGCUUCAGUGACCCUCAGUGUUCAGGGAAGGGCAAAUGUAUCACACAGCCCUCUGAGAGCACUUUCUUUUGCGAGUGUGAGGAUGGGUACACUGGUAUCUUCUGUGAGGAAUUCGAUGCCUGCCACCACAGACCUUGUCGCAACAAUGGCACCUGCACUGACGUUAGACAGGGGGGUGAAGGACGCAAUUUCACAUGCACCUGCCCUCCAGGUUAUGAAGGGGAGCGCUGCCAGUUGCUGGUUGACCACUGCGGAUCUCAGCCCUGCAAGAAUGGAGCCACGUGUUUCAGCAGCCUGGCCGGGCCCAGGUGCUACUGUCCCGAAGGCUACCAGGGUGCUACGUGUGAGCAGAAGGUGGACCCGUGUGCCUCCAGCCCCUGUCACAAUAACGGGACAUGCUAUGCCCAGGGCCCCGGCCCCCUGGGGUUUGGCUGUAGCUGCACAGCAGGCUUCACCGGGCCUACAUGUGCCCAGCUGGUGGACUUCUGUGCCCUAAACCCAUGUGCCCACGGGGUCUGCCGCAGUGUGGGCAACAGCUACAGGUGUCUGUGUGUCCCAGGCUACCAUGGCUUGUACUGUGAAGAGGAGUACAAUGAGUGUCUGUCGGCCCCCUGCCAGAACUACGCCACCUGUAGGGAUCUCAUCAAUGCCUAUGAGUGCGUCUGCACACCACAGUUUGAAGGCAGACACUGUGAAAUCUAUAAGGAUCCAUGUCUGAAGAUGCACUGCCAGAAUGGAGGCCACUGUGAGAGUGCAGGACUCAACGUUUCCUGUGCCUGCCCACCUGGAUACCUGGGGGAGAAGUGUGAGGUCGAUAUCAAUGAGUGCGAGAGCAACCCUUGUCACCAUGGAGGCACCUGCAUCGACCAAUCAAACGGCUUCACCUGUCACUGUCCACCUGGGUGGGUUGGGCCCAGCUGUGAGAUCCACCUGCAGUGGAAGCCAGCACACACUGAUGACACCCUGACCAACAUGCCCCGCCACUCCCUGUACAUCAUCAUUGGAGCGCUGUGUGUGGCCUUCGUCCUCAUGCUCAUCAUCCUUAUUGUGGGCAUCUGCCGCAUCAGCCGCAUCGAGUACCAGGGCUCGUCCCGCCAUGCCUACCAGGAGUUCUACAACUGCCGCAGCAUCGACAGCGAGUUCAGCAACGCCAUCGCCUCCAUCCGCCAUGCCAGAUUUGGCAAGAAGUCCAGGCCUGCCAUGUACGAUGCCACUCCUAUCGCCUACGAAGACUACAGUCCUGAUGACAAGCCUUUGGUUACCCUCAUCAAGACGAAGGAUUUGUAAAACACAACCAUCCCAGCACAUCACAAGCUGUACACAUACGACUGCACAUGUACACAUGUGCAUGUGCACACAUACACAGAAAGUCAGUAUAAACCUUAAAGUAUUUCUUAAGAAAAAAACAGCAAAACAAAAUUGAAUGUAAAGUAGAGAAGAAAAAUCCACAACAUACUCUGUAGUUUAAAAAGAACAAAUCUUGAAUUUGAUACAUAUAUUUUCCUGUCAAAGUCCACGAUAAGGCUUUAUUGUAGCAUAAGAGCAUACUUUGCAUUACUUAAGUUAUUGAUAAUGGGCGACACUACCAGUAACCUCUGCUGUACAAGAGUGAUAACUUUAGUCUGCACCAGACUGUCUGUCUGUCUGUCGGUUGGGCCAGCGACCCAGCAGCCUAAAUUUCUAAGUGCAAACUCAGCAAACAGUGCUGACAGCAGUCCUUACAGGUGUUGUAGAAAUAGCUGCACUCCUCUUGGUGCAUACACUGUAUCUUUUUCUAUAUCUAAAAUAAUUCUGCAGUAGGUUGCCUUACUUUGUGCAUGGUUAGAUUUGAUGUUCUCUCUCUGCAUUAUUUUAAAAUCCUUUGUAAUUGGUUGUUGGUUGAUAUUUUUCUUCAUUGCAGUUGUAUUUCUCUGUCAAGAUUGUGCCAAAUAUUUACUUUGGGGUAAUUUGUGGUUAGUAGAUCAAAUACAUACAUGUAUAAAAUACUAGUCACAGAAAUUUUCUUUUUAAAAUACAUAUUGUCCUGUUCUUUACAUGCAAGUUUCUCAAUGGUGUAUGAAUAGUAAAGAAAGUGGGUUUACUGGAGUACUGUGACCCUACCAUCCUACUAUAUGUAUUUCAGUGAUAUUUAGGAUAAUAGGUAGGUAUAUUUCUCACUGCACAGAAACAAUAGUUGGUUAACUCAGUGUACCUGUUUAUGCCAGUGUACAAAUUCACAUCUAGUAUUGACAGUGUUGAAUAGUUUCUGGAUGAGAGUUUCUUUGCUGGAGUGGCCUCUUGCUGGCUUCGGGGUGGAGAAGAAGACGGAGGAAGAGAAGCCAGAGAGGGAUGAUAUCUACUCCAGAAUAUAUGUGCUUCUGUGUCCUGCCAAUGGAAAACUCUCUGUGUGUGCAGCUGUGUUGUUCCUCUCAAGAUCAAGCAAUGUUUUACCAGUAGGCUCAGCUAAUCCUCAGAUUUAUUUCUCUCAUUUUAAACACAGCAACCACAUGAUUACCUAUUAUCUAUGUUGAAUGAUGUAAACAAUAAAGAUUCAAGUGAACAUAAUCUACAGUAUUCACCUGGUGUCUCAUGUGAAUUCAAGUUUAAACAUAAG